ACCCAAGUGAUGGAUUACCAAUCUCGUCCCAUUGCACAGUCCAAGGCCGGGGUUGAUGUUGCGAAGCAUUAACACAGGUAUGCCUUCCUUGAGAGUUAGUACGUGAGGGGGCAUUCCAGGGAAUGUUAGUGUGUUGAGAAAUUCGGUUGGGUAGCCUAUUUCCACAUUGUUUGUAUCCUGGGAUGCCUUGCAAAUCUCAUCGCAGCUCUUGUAUGACUUUUCUUCUCCAGGAUUCUGUAUUCCACUUCAGCUUGAAGUCUGGGUACGUGUGGCUGAUUAUGUCUGAGGUGUGGUCUGUUUUUAGCAUCACACAAUGUUCUUCAGAGGGCACUGCAACUGAUUCAGAGGCCGACACUGAAAGCCGCUAUGGAGUUGAUGUUGACCAGGCGCUUGAGUGGGGAAAGCAGGUCAGUAUCUUAGCAUGUGUUUUGCAUGACGCCCUGCCUAAGGAGAAUGUUAAAGGCCAUGUUGUCAAUGUUGCAUCAGAAUUUAAGCAAUCAUAUUGCAGAUGUUACAUUCCCACUGUUAGUUGUUCAACACGUAAGGAUGGACUACCUAUUGUGGGGGCUUAUGAACGCAAUAACAGCAAGGCAAAGAACUCACCACCCACUUUCUCUUUGUGUUGCAUGGAAGGCCGGGUUUCCCUCUCCGCAUUGAAAACUGCACCUCAGUAUCUAAGAAACCUUCUAAGCCACAAUGGAGGGAAACGUUCAGCUACCUUUCGUGAAAACAUAAGGGCAUAUAACUCUAUUCUUGCCUUCACAUCAAUAGGGGCACAAAUCGAUUACGAAAUCAAUAAAACCAAAGGACCAUAUGUCUUUAGAAUCAGCGGCCAAAACUGCCAUCAAAUUGGUUCACUAAAUCCCCAACCAGGGAAACCCCGGAAGUUCCUCCAGCUAUAUAUGUAUGAUAACAAAACAGAGGAAGUGUGUUCUAGGAUAAAGUCACUUACAAAGGACAAACCAAACUCCAAGCUAGAUGAGACCAUUCUCUCAGACCUAAUAACAAUGCUUGACAGGGAGAAUUGUUUGGCAAAAACAUUUAGAAUGGCACGAGAUAGAAUGAAAGAAAGUGAAGAUGUACAGCUACAACUACACCUCUUAUCAGAGCGCACACCAAAACAGAGGCAGUAUAAUGCACCCACAGCAUCAGAAGUAGCGGCACUAAUAGUAGGGGAUUUUGGCCAAGCACCAGAUGGAAGAAAUAUAGUUGUAGAACAUAAAACAAAAGGCCUUCAAGAGAUUAAUGAAAGACACCCAGCUUUGAUGGCAUUGCAGUAUCCCCUACUUUUCCCACAUGGAGAAGACGGGUACCAUGAAAAAAUCCUAUAUACUGAUUCUCCACGUAUGCAAGUCUCCCGGGCGUGCGUCACCAUGAGAGAAUACUAUGCUUAUCGCAUGCAACAAAGACUCACUGAAGGAGAACAACUAUUAACACUAAAAGAUACUCAGAACAUAGCUGAGGUUGUGAAUGAUGACACCGCACAACAAACAAUGUUCACACAGUGGCUAGAAAGAAACAGCCAUGAUGCUGAAGCACGUGCUCUAACUUACGCGGAAUUCCCAAUGUGUUACGCACUUGGAUUGCUAAGUGACGAAAAAGAAUGGAUAGAAGCUAUCCAAGAAGCAAAUGAAUGGGCCACGGCUAAUCAAGCACGAGAGCUUUUUGUUACAAUCCUUCUUUUCUGUGAGGUGUCAGACCCCAACCAGUUCUGGGAGAACACCAAAAACAUUCUUCAAGAUGAUAUCUUGCACAGAAGAAGAAAAAUGUACCGCCAUCCAGACCUGCACCUUACACCAACACAAAUACAAACAUACUGCCUCCUGGAGCUUGAUAAAAUACUACAGCGGUUUGGUAAAACACUCUCUGACUUCCAAUCCCUCCCGCAACCUAGCUUCAGUGAGAUCAGUUCAUUAGAUAAUAGAAUGAUCCGAGAGGAACUAAGCUACAACAUAACUGAGUUGCAGGCCCUACACACACAGAAUAUGACUCUACUCAAUGGAGAACAACUGAAAGCCUAUAAUGCUGUCAUCGCUGCUGUUGAAACAGGACAGGGAGGCGUCUUCUUUGUAUAUGGCCAUGGUGGAACAGGGAAAACAUUCUUGUACUCUACUAUAGCUGCCAAAAUUCGAAGUGAACGAAAGGUAGUGCUAACUGUGGCAUCCUCAGGUAUGUAACAUUCAUUUAAAUCAAAACACACCCACAAAUUACCAAGGUCACAAUCACAACAUAACUUAUAAUAAAAACCCAAAAUACAAAAAAAAACCACUUAUACAAAAACUAAACCAAUUAUAGAUAUACUUUCUAACAAAUGCAUCCAAAACUCCCUUAAAACCUAAGGUUCCCAUUAUGAAAUGAAAACACGACCCACAAACAAAAAUAAUAAAUAUACGUGUAGGAA
Messenger RNA from Cuscuta campestris, 2401 nucleotides. Lineage: Eukaryota; Viridiplantae; Streptophyta; Magnoliopsida; Solanales; Convolvulaceae. The record is from the annotation of a GenBank genome assembly.